Molecule: messenger RNA, 3298 nt
Organism: Brachypodium distachyon (stiff brome)
Lineage: Eukaryota; Viridiplantae; Streptophyta; Magnoliopsida; Poales; Poaceae
Product: pentatricopeptide repeat-containing protein At3g13880
Exons: 2
Coding region: 100-2640 (846 amino acids)
Biological process (GO): RNA modification
Molecular function (GO): zinc ion binding; protein binding; RNA binding
Source: RefSeq, a predicted model, not a curated record
CUUUUCUUCAGGCGAAAACUAACCGCUUCGUCUUGAGUGGUCUGGUCUCCAAGGCGAAAUGCUCAAACGCUUAAAACCUCCCAAAGCCCCGUUCAAUCGAUGCUCCUGCACCGGAGACGGAGACCCAAACCCAAUCCGCUCCUCCGGAAAUCUCCCCCAACUCCGGCCCGAAUUUCCCCGCCUCCCACCGAUCGUCGCAGCUCGCCGGCGGAGGCUCCACGGGCUCUAAACCGUCGCCGCCCUCCCCUGGAGCCGGCGGCGUACGCGGCCCUCCUCCGGGCGGCGUCAAGGGCCCGGUCCCUGCCGCUGGGCAAGCUGACCCACUCCCACAUGCUCCGCGCCGGCUACAGGCCCGGCCUCUUCCUGCGCAACAACCUCCUCGCCGUCUACUGCCGCUGCGGCGACAUGCGGCACGCCCGCCUCCUGUUCGACGGAAUGCCGCGCCGGGACGCCGUCACCUGGAACACGCUCAUCGCGGGCUACUCCUCCUCCUCCGGCGGCGGCGGCAGCACCGGGGGCGGAGCCACGACGCGCCUGGCGCUCGCUGCAUUCCGUGACGCGCGGCGGGAUGGUGUAGCCGUGGACAGGUUCACCUACGCGGCGGUCCUGGCCGCGUGCGGCGGGGCGGGGGAUGGGAGGCACGGGCGGGCGGCGCACGGGAUGGUGGUGGCGAGCGGGCUCGCGGAGACCGCGUUCCUGACCAACUCGGUCAUCGACAUGUACGCCAAGUGCGGGAUGAUCGACGAGGUCAGGCUGGUGUUUGAUCGGGCCGAGGAGCGGGACGAGGCAUCGUGGAACCUGCUGUUGUCGGCGUAUGUGCGGAUGGGGUGGCCGGAGGUGGCGGUGCACGUGCUCGUUUGGAUGCACAGGUCCGGGGUGAAGCUGGAUAGCUUUGCUUUGGGUGGGAUCCUGAAGGCUUGCUCGGAGCUCGAGGGUUCCGAGGAUGUUCGAAGGAUGCUGCAUGGUUGUGUGGUUAAGGUCGGUUUGGAUUUGGAUAUGUUUGUGGGUAGUGCGAUGGUGGACAUGUAUGCCAAGAAUGGUGGAUUAGAGGAGGCAAUCAAGGUAUUUGAUUGCAUCCCGAAUCAAAAUGUGGUGGUUUACAGCGCCAUGAUAGCGGGGUUUGCUCGGUUAGGUAAUGACCCAUGCCCUGAGAUUAGAAUCGAAGCAAUCAGGCUUUUCUCAAACUUGCUUCGGAUGAGGAUAAAACCUUCUAGGUUUACGUUCAAGAGUGUACUUGAAGUUUGCAAUUUGACCAAUGCACUGCACUGUGGGAGGCAGAUACAUGCCCAUGUCAUAUUCAAUGGGUUUCAAGAGGAUGAGUUCAUAGCAAAUGUGCUGAUCAACUUGUAUUCAAAAGCACGGUCAGUAAAUGACAGUCUGCGAUGCUUCCAUAUGACGCCCAAACAAGAUGUCUUCACAUGGACAUCCAUGAUUACAGCAUUUGCGGACAAUGAGAAUUUUGAGAAGUCACUAGACUUGUUUAUAGAGCUUCUUAAUGUUGGAAACGAGCCAGACCAGUUCACCUUAUCGAAUGUGAUGAAUGCAUGUGCUGCUCUGAGUAUACCAGUGACCUGUAAGCAGAUACACUGUUAUACGGUCAAAUCUGGACUUGAUCAGUUCACUGUGUGCGGAAAUUCUCAGAUUGCUAUGUAUAGGAGCAUGGGUGAUCUUAAGGCUUCAAAGAAGACAUUCGAGCAGAUUACAUGUCUGGAUACUUUGUCAUGGUCUACUAUGGUUUUGAGCUAUGCUGUCCAUGGCCAUGAAAACGAGGCUCUAUUGCUCCUCCAGAAGAUGAAGGAUUGUCGUGUCGGGAUAAAUGAUAUCGCUUUUCUUGCUGUUCUCAUUGCUUGCAGCCAGCUGGGGUUGGCAGAUGAAGGUUUCAGGCAUUAUGAUAGCAUGAAAUCAGAACAUGGCUGUGCCCCGAAUUCAAAACACAAAGCUUCCGUAGUCGACCUCCUUUGUCGUGUUGGGAAGAUUGCUGAGGCUGAAGAUUUCAUACUGAGGUCUGGGUCAGAAAAUGACCCUAUUCUUUGGCAUGCACUAUUGCGUGCCUGCAGAAUCCAUGGGGAUAAAGAGAGAGGUAUAAAAACUGGAGAGAAAUUAAUGGAACUCGAGCCCUUCGCUGCGAGGUCAUAUGUGGUGCUGUACAACCUGUAUAUGGAUGCAGGCAAAAUCUCAUUGGCUAUGAGGACAAGAGGUCUAAUGAGAGAGCGAGGCAUGAGUAAGGAAACUGGGAUUAGUUGGGCCGAGUUUGGUGGAUCUAUCCAUUGUUUUGCUGAUGGAGAUAACUCCUGCUUGCAGAAUACUGCAGUUCACACCAGACUGGAAGAGUUGUUAAUCAGGGUGAAACAGAAGACCGAGCGUGGUGGAACGGACAUUUGGGAAUUAGGAUUCCAAAGCAGAAAGGUUGGCAAGAACUCACUCGGCAGACAUGGUGAACUAUUGGGGGUGGCUCUUGGGCUGUCCACUUUCCCAUCUUCUGCUCCUGUAACAGUUAUGAAGAACCAGAGGAUAUCCUGGGAAAGCCAUGAAACACUGAAGUUGCUAUCGGAAGGGGAGAACAGGGAAAUAAUUGUCAGAGACCUAACUCACUUCCAUCAUUUCAAUCAAGGUUCAUGCUCCUGCAGAGACUACUGGUAGUCAAAAAGUUAUCCAUAAUCUUGGUAGUACAAACUUUAGAAGGGUCAGCGGAACAGUUUGGCCGUUCUUCGCAGGUGAGGUUGCAACCGGUGUAUGGCAGAUAGCGCAACUCUAUUUGCAAGUAAAAUACGCCACAGUUCCGAUUGGUAUAGGCGGGAAUGAGAGGAUUACUGUAAAUGUGGGAUAUGGUUACAAUAGACGGAGCAAAAGCUGUAUCCAUGCAUCAUAAAAUUGUGAUCAACGAUGUCCAACUCCAGCCUCACAUUGUUUUGCAGCUAUGUGCUGAAGGUCACAAGUUCAUCUCUGAUGAAACCAUGAAACAGCGAAUCAAAUGUGUUUGUUGCUGCUGAAGAUGCAAAGGUGCCUAGAACUCUAGCAGCUGUGGUCGGCGGUGUUAACAUUCAGAACAAGUUCCUGUUGCAGAGAGAACUCUUUGCGAAAGGGAUAAUGCAUUGCACUCUCACCAAGCUGAACUAGUUGAGAAUUUUUUUUGGAUAGGCUGAGAUUAGCAGGUAUAGUCACACACAAAUGAUACAUUUAUAUGCAAGAAGGCUAAUGAUAUUUUGGUAUAGGUUUCUUGCACCUAGGAAAAUGUAUGUAGCUAGGACUAUGAAACUUCAUUUGUUGGUUCAUAUAUCAUGCAAAACACAUCGCACUC